Paramecium octaurelia is the source of this 1932-nucleotide messenger RNA. The record is from the annotation of a GenBank genome assembly. Lineage: Eukaryota; Ciliophora; Oligohymenophorea; Peniculida; Parameciidae.
CAUAUAUAUACAUUAAAAUUAUUAAAUGGAUAAAUUCAGCAUGGAUGAGAAAGCUCUUGAUCUUCACAUCUUCACUCCUGAGGAAGCCAAAUUGGGUCCAUACACCUACCUAAACAUCAAUUACCUACCUCACCUUGCUUCUCAUAUUAUGCAUAAGAUAUCUCACAAGGAAUUUUGCUCAUUGAUUGAGUUUGAACUGCAAACCUACUUACUAGAGUUAGCAAUCUAGCCACAGAAAAGCAAGACCAUUAAAGAAUUGACAAGCUAUAUCAUCAGGGAGAUGAGACUCAGUUCAAAGUUUUGGAUUCACGGGAGUGAAGCUUGGAAUGAAGUGCAAUUGCGUUUAAAGUUGUUGCACACUCUGGAACCGAAUUGCAGUUAGGAAUAAGUGAAAAAGAGUGGAGGCAAGAAAUCAUUAUCAGAAAUACUUCAAGAUGCCCAUGCCCUCAAAAAAUAUUUGGCCUCCUUGGACUUCUCAAAGGUGGAUUACAAAAGCGAAUUCUUGAAGAUUCCUGAAGUGAUAGCCUUGAUCUCAGAAUAUGAUCAAGCCAAGUAACAAAUAUCAUCCUAAAAUUUAGCUCUCAAAACAAACAGCUCCAGGCCAUAGAUUCAUACAAUGAAAUCAUCCAAUCUCUUGUGGAAUGCAAACAGAGAAAAUAUCAAUUGAAAUUGCAAUAGCAAGUCGAUCAUGUGAAGAAUUAACCUGUUGAUCUGAUGAGCAGAGUCUCCUACAUCCAAAAUAAAGAGACCAGAUCUGCUAAGACCGAUUAAGUAUCCUAUAGAGACAGAAGAGUGAUGAUUAAAGAAUAGUAGAGAAUGGAUGUCGAUGAGAGAAGAACCAUAUUCGUCCCAAAUCAAGUCUAUUGUUAUUAUAAAAUUGAUUUGGUGAUUCUACCCUACAUAUACAGAUUCAUCUUUGGAGAGAAUUGCGAAUUCACACGAUAGCAUUUGAGAAUCUAGAAUUUAGUGUUGUAUUUGUGUUUAAGCGACCAAGAGAAUUAUAAGUAGAAUAAACAGAAAAAGAACAUCAUUUUAGAUGAUAAUGCUGAAUCUAAGACAUCAAUGAAGUUAUUUUAGAAGUAUUUGGAUCAAUCAAAGGAUAAGUUAAUGACAGAUUUUGAGUCGUACUGCAAAACUCAAAACAUCAGUUUAAAGAAUUAUUUCUCAAGCACUCCUGCCAGUUAUAGGAAGGAGUUACUCUUAAUCAGAAACAUUCUUAUCCUAUCAUUCAGAUUUGCCAAAUAAAUCUUAGGAAUUGAUUACAAUUUUGAGGAUCAGAAAAUCAAUCAAUUGGAUUACGAGGAGGAAGAAAAGAAUGAUAAGUCUCACAAUUCUUAUUAAAAAUGGAACAAAGCAGACAUGUAAAAUGAUUACUACUAUUUCAAUGUGCUUGCGCAAUUAGAAUUGUAUUAUGAUAUUCCUUUUGAUUAAUAUGACGAUAUCCUCAGAGUCUACAAGAAUUACAUUGAAAUUGUAUACACUUCUAAGAAGGAGCAUUUCAAGGAAUACUUUGGAGUCCUCAAGACCAAUAAGGAUGGCCUUUUAGGAUUGAAAUCCUCUUUGGAAUAAGUCAAUUCAGCCAUCGAUGAAUAUCUAAAUUAUAUCAAUGCUCCCAAAACUCAGUAGAAGAGGUACUUCUUAUUUCUUAUAGUUCUUAGAUCCUACAUAUAUCAUAGUGAUAAUAGGGAGGAAUGGAAGGAUGAAUAAUAUAAAUAAUUCUUGGAAGGACUGUACAAAUAUUUUGAAAUUGUAGUAAAUAAUAAGAAGAUUGCCAAAUUUAUGGGUGAGGUCAAUCCCAAUCACGUCAGAUUCAUUAAAGGGUAGUAUCUGAGGGGAUUGAAGAAGAGAGCAAAGGAAAAGAAUAUUAACAGAAAGGAAUUGUUAAAAUAGGAUAUUGAAAACUUUGAUAUUUCAAUUUUUGAGAAGAAAUGA